GUGUCAUUGUGCUUCGUGUGUCCCGUAAGCCAGCGAGGAACUGUGCUGUGAGUGAUUGUGAGUGGCUGAGUAGUGUGGUGGUUUGUCAGUGGUUGUUUGUGUACUUCGUGACGUGCAGACUGAACGCAUACAGACGUGAGAGUUUAAAUAUUGAGUGACUGGAAAAAAGAAUAAAGCUUGAUGUAAAUAUAAGAAAGUGCUGGAAAAUGUAAUGAAUGAACUUGUACAUUAAAGACCAUUUGGAAAUACGAGUUUGAGAUUAUAAGAGAACGUUGUGUUUAUUUCAGGAUUGUAUAACCUAUUGUGAACUUAAGGAAGGUUGAUCUCUGAAGAGUUGUAACUGUACGCCUGGAAAGUUGAAGUGGAAAGAAGGUUGUGUGUCCGUGUAGUACUGAUGCUGAAUAGACAGAAGGUAGAUAUUAAAAGAAAAUAUUAGAAAGAAAAAAAAUAGAAAUUGAGGAAAUAUCGGUUAUUGAAAGUAAGCUUAGAAAUCAUAAACAAAGAAAAUACAAACUGAAAAAGAACGUUGCAAGUUUUAUGUAGCACUGGAUAACAAUUGCUGACUAGAAGGAAGGAAACAUCAAAAGGAAAGUAAAGUUGAAAAAAAAAGUCACGUGUUUCUGUAGCAUUGGAUGACAAUUACUGAACAGAAGAAAAUACGAAAAUUAAAAGACCACCUCGUGUUUUGUACUGGAUAACAAUUCGAAGCUGGGAAAAGAUUGCAAAGAUUUCACUAUCAAAAAAACAAAGAAAAUACAGAUUGAGGGAAGGUCACGUGUCCCUUUAGCGCUUGAUAAGAAUUACUGAGUAGCCGAAAGAUACGAAAGCAAAAAGACCAACCCAGUGUUUUGUACUUAAUAACAAUUCGACGAAGGGAAAAGCUUGCACAACAUUCACUAUCAGAAACAAAGAAAACACAAGCUGGAAAAUAAGUCACAUCGUCUCUGUACUGCUAAACAACAACUGAACAGAGGGAAGACACGAAAAUAAAAAACACUACUAAGUGUUCUGUACUUGAUAACCACUUCAGGAAAAUUAGCAGAACGUAACUAUCAGAAACCAAAGAAAACACAAGCUGGAAAAAAAAGUCACGUUAUCUCCACUACUAAAUCACAACUACUGAACAGAAAGAAGACACUGGAAUAGAAAAAAAAAACAUUGAAAACCACUGAGAAAAAGAGUUGAUAAAUAUUGAUCUAAGUGAGUGAUUUUAUCUGUAGCGCCUAAACAGACAGAAGAAGAAAAAAAAACAGAAAAAAAACUAUCAAUUACUCUUUAUAUGAAAACCACCUGAGAAAAAGAGUUCGCAGAGAUUCGUGUGUUUUGAAGCCCUUGAUAAGUCUUAGUCUGAGUGAGUGGUUGUAUCCGUAGCGCGUAGUAAGUGACCCGCGCAUCUCGACCCUGUGUUGUUUUCCUCAGCGCCGCGCACCACAACCGCCAAGAUUCCGUUUCUACGCCGAAAGAAGGUUAUUGAGGUGGUGAUGAGGGAGAAGAAGGGCGGCGCGUUAAGCAAAGUCCAGAAGCUUAAACGGCGCAUCUCCAACAGCUUCGGAAAAUUAGGACUCCGCCGUAAGCGAGCCAUCUCGAAGACGGAGGUGUUUGAGCCAGAGUACAGGAUGCCCGCAUUUUCCAAAAGCGAGGAUUUUGAGGAAAACGGCUUCAGAAUGUCGGCCAUCUCCAAAAACGACGACGACGAGGUGUCCGUGUCAGGGAUGAAGAUUAACGGGUUCUCCGACGAAUACCUUGACCGGAUAGAACCCAACGGCAACAUCCCCGACAAGGACUGCGGAAGCUUUGACCGUUGGGAAAGACUCGUGGACCACCGGGAGUCUUUAUCUCGCCAGCUCUCCGUCUCGUCGGACUCCAAGCUGCUCGACGAGGACCUCCGCAGCGAGCAGAAGGUUAUCAUGAGACCCAAGAAGCCGCCCAGACCCAAAUCCGAGGUGUACCUUUGCAAAGACACCAGGAAAUCAAAGAGGUUCUCCGCAUUUGGGGGUGACUCGCCGUUCGGGAGGACAGAAGCCUACAUGAAGUUGGACCAGCUAGGCGAGGGUUCUUACGCCACUGUGUACAAAGGCUACAGCAACCUGACGAACCAGGUGGUGGCGCUGAAGGAGAUACGGUUACAAGAGGAGGAGGGCGCGCCUUUCACUGCCAUUCGGGAGGCGUCUCUCCUGAAGCAGCUCAAACACGCCAACAUCGUCACCCUCCACGACAUCAUCCACACGAGAGAGACGCUCACCUUUGUCUUCGAGUAUGUGCACACGGAUUUGUCGCAGUACCUCGAAAAGCAUGGCGGGGGUCUGCAUCCCAGGAACGUCAAGUUAUUGCUCUUCCAACUCCUUCGGGGCUUGUCUUAUUGUCACCGCCGUCGCAUCCUGCACAGGGAUAUCAAGCCGCAGAACCUCCUCAUCUCCGAGAUUGGCGAACUGAAAAUAGCAGACUUUGGUCUCGCACGAGCCAAGUCUGUCCCUUCCCACACCUACUCUCAUGAAGUGGUGACACUGUGGUACCGGCCCCCAGACGUGCUCCUGGGCUCCACAGACUACUCCACUUCCCUGGACAUGUGGGGCGUAGGCUGUAUCUUCACUGAGAUGAUCACUGGAGUGCCAGCAUUUCCAGGAGUCAGAGAUAUACAGGACCAGCUAGAUAAGAUAUUUAAGGUUGUUGGAACCCCAACGGAAGAGACGUGGACAGGGGUGACACAGCUGCCUAACUACAAGCCUCACCGCCUGGUCUUGCACCGGCCCCGCAGGCUGGCCAAUGUGUUCCCAAGACUCAACGACAUUCCCCACGCUGAGUCCCUCGCCACGCAGUUCCUACAGAUACAACCCAACAAGAGAAUAUCCUCAGAGGCAGCCCUCAGACACACUUAUUUUGAUGAUCUUCCACAACAAAUAUAUGAAUUAGAUGCAGAUCAAUCAAUAUUCUCGGUGGGCGGCGUGAGGUUAGCACAGGAGCUGAGGAACUACCCCACCUCAGUCAUACAGGCCGCCAGAGAGAUCAGAAAGUUGGUCUAGUUGCUGAUUAGUCCCUUACCAAAAUUUAGUUAUAGGAACAGCAUCAUGUACACCUUUACCUAAACUACCAUAAUCUAAAGACCUAUUUUUGCAAGUUAAAGCGGUGACUGCACUCAAUGCAUAUUUGCCUGUACAGAACUUUGUUUAGGGGAGAAGUCAAGAGAGUGAUGAAGUUCUAUAUAACUUUUAAUACAUAUUUAAAGAAUGCCACCAGAAAGGAAAGUAUUUUUAAUAGUCAUUAUCUUACCUCAAAGUCAGACUCAAUAUCCCAUGCACAUUUUGAGAUAUUUUCAUAUGUAUUUCCAAUGGUGAUGUUUUGCGUUGAUUUGACCACCAAGGUGAAGGUGUAACUGUAUGGCUGUUCUGUUUUAUAAAAGUAUUUGAGAUAAUAGCUUGAUUUAUAGGUUUGUAGUCAGAUAUUAUAUGUAUUUAGAGAAAUUCAAAGAAAUAAAGCUCACAUGCUCGAA
Molecule: messenger RNA, 3487 nt
Organism: Portunus trituberculatus (swimming crab)
Lineage: Eukaryota; Metazoa; Arthropoda; Malacostraca; Decapoda; Portunidae
Gene: Eip63E
Product: cyclin-dependent kinase 14-like
Exons: 16
Coding region: 1482-3020 (512 amino acids)
Biological process (GO): protein phosphorylation
Cellular component (GO): cytoplasm; cytosol; nucleus
Molecular function (GO): ATP binding; cyclin-dependent protein serine/threonine kinase activity; cyclin binding
Source: RefSeq, a predicted model, not a curated record